Molecule: messenger RNA, 726 nt
Organism: Miniopterus natalensis
Lineage: Eukaryota; Metazoa; Chordata; Mammalia; Chiroptera; Miniopteridae
Gene: LECT2
Product: leukocyte cell derived chemotaxin 2
Source: RefSeq, a predicted model, not a curated record
UUACUACCUUCAGGGAAGGUGGUUAAGACUGGGCAAAACAGUGAGGAAACCUGGGAUAUCCCAAUAUGUUCCAGUACUUCAAUUUUUGAUACCUUGGUCCGGGAACCGAGGGCUACCACCACAUUCCCGGGCAAUAAGGCUCCCAGGGCAGUUCCUAAGUCUGUUCCUUCUUAUCUACAUCCUAGAAGUCAUAGGCCUCACCAGGGUGUGGAUGUCUUGUGCUCUGAUGGAUCUACUGUGUAUGCACCUUUCACUGGAAUGAUUAUGGGCCAGGAGAAACCUUAUAAAAACAAAAAUGCCAUCAAUAACGGUGUUCGGAUAACUGGAAGAGGUUUCUGUAUUAAAAUGUUCUACAUUAAACCAGUUAAACAUAAAGGUGCUAUCAAGAAGGGAGAAAAACUGGGAACUCUAUUGCCCUUGCAGAAAGUUUACCCAGGUGUACAAUCCCAUGUACACAUUGAAAACUGUGACUUGAGUGAUCCCACCAUGUACCUAUAAAUGGAAGACAAAUGACUAGAUCUUCUAGGUAGAAAGCCAUCAUCAUAAAACCUAAAUGCAUAUCCUGCUUUUCAAGAAAUUUGUGUUCAAAUGGAAACAUGAUACAUGCAAAGAAGAAAAGAGUAUUUUGACUUUAACCCACUGCUACUUUCAUGUUUUUACAUGUCAACGAAUUUCACAGAGAUCUCUGAUAUUUCUGUAAACUAUGAUAUCUGGGGUGCUGGCUUU